AUGUUAACAAGGAAGGGAACUGUUGUCAGAAUCAAAAGAGGUUCUCUGAGGGGGUCACGAAGAUCACGUCGGUCCGUGAAAUCAGUUACAAGUUGUGCAUCUGACUCUUUCCGGCUAAAACACACAGAAAAUAGCAGCACUUUUGAACUGAAUGAAUAUGUGAAAUGUGAGGAGGAUACAAAAGUAAGGACAUUAGCGGACGUCAUUUUGUCAUUUGACGAUGAGAGACAGCUGGUGCGUACGUCAGUUGGUGUGGACUAUCAGAUGAGUGCAGAAAAUCAGCCAGAUUAUGGGUCUUUUAUGUAUGAGAUCAGAGAAGCCGACAACGAUUCGGAAAAUGUUAUCGAGUUUUGCUGUAAAACUUCAAAUAUUAUUUGUAACUCAUUGGUAGUUACGGUUUGUGUAGGACUGUCAAUUGCCAUUCCAGUUGCAAUGAUUUCGAUAGGAGUCAAAAAUCUAGAGGAUUGUCCGAAAGAACCUCGGAUUCCAGUCUAUCUGCUCGUUGGUGGCUGUUUUGGAAUGAUCAAACUGCUUUCAACGCUUUGGAGAAACAUUCAAAUUCGUCGCUAUGAAGAUAUGGAUACGGAAUUUGGUGAUAGUGAUUCUGACGAAGCAUUCGCUAAUAAAACAUACCGUACCAUGGAUACAUUGUUGUUCUUAUUCCUUGUUGGCUGGCAAAUUGUGGGAACUUACUGGACGUUAACUAUUUGGACACCUUCUUUUAAACAGACUCUACAUGAACCGAGUAAUUGGUGUGAUAAAACAGUUUAUUAUUUUACAGUUUCCCAAUUAUGUGGAUCAUAUAUUGUUAUGAUAGUGUACGCAAUGUUUUUAGGUGUACUUGUGUGUACUCAAAGAUGUUGUUAUAGAUAAACAAAAUACAUUACCAAAAUAUGUGACAUUCGAACAGUUAUUUCAAGACAAUAUAAGACAUUUCGAAGUAUAUUGAUGUGCAUGUGAAUGCGCAUAUCAAUGGAAUGUUGAAACGACCAUUCUAUCAUUGUUAAUUUUAAAUGAUUGUAUAAUAUGUUAUGUAUAUUGUUAUCUAAUGUGACUGAUAUUUAUUUGUUAAUGUUAUUGUUGUAUUUUUUCAAAGGAUUUACCUCUUAUACGCUUAAAUAAACUGUAAUUAAUUUAAAUCUACCUUGAAAACUAUUAUAACUGUAUAAUAAAUAAACAAAACUCUUCCAUGUGAUGCCAGAUUCAUUAUUUUAUGGGAUCUUUUACAAUCAUCAAGCGAGAUCGCAGAACUUAUCUGAAAUGUCAGGUUUAGAUUCGAGAUUAUGCGAGGUUUCAAUUGACACGACCUGUAAUAAUUAUACGUCAUUUUUCAAUCACAAUCAUAUAGUUUAAAGUAGGUUUUCCAGGUCGAAUUCACGACAAGACAUUAUUGCCAAAGCCAGGGUUUCGUAUGGGAGCAAUACAUGCAGAUACUUUCGUAAACAUUUCGAUACGAGAAUCUAAUACCGAUGUGCCAAAGAUUCUAGAAUCGUGUGACAGUGAUUAGGCAUUCUGGUUCGAAUUCUGAUAGUGUGAACCUAGCUUGACAUACCCGUAACUAUUUACAUCAUAACUGCUGCGAUUGCAUGGUGUAAAUUACCAGCAAAAUGGCAUUUAUGUUAUAGAUUAAAUAUUCUAUUCUUCACUACCAUUCUGUAGGACUAUUUUGUGUAUAUACUUUCUUCUUUGUUUCCAAAUUAUGUACAAUCAUAGUUUUAGUAUAUGAGUUGUUUGUAUUUAUGUUUUUUAUUUGGUGGAUAUAUGAGAGACGGAAAGUCGCCAAAAAUAAAUUUCUAUAUACAGUAUUUUGCACUGUUGAAUUUGUAUAUUUCACAGAGGAAGAAACCAGAUUCUGAAAAUUAUUUGACAAUCGUUUAACAGGUCAUUUGGCUCCUCAAAAUAUGUUACCAAACAAAUUACUC
Molecule: messenger RNA, 1922 nt
Organism: Ruditapes philippinarum (Manila clam)
Lineage: Eukaryota; Metazoa; Mollusca; Bivalvia; Venerida; Veneridae
Product: transmembrane protein 272-like
Exons: 4
Coding region: 1-873 (290 amino acids)
Source: RefSeq, a predicted model, not a curated record